Messenger RNA from Pan troglodytes (chimpanzee), 11036 nucleotides. RefSeq lists its product as uncharacterized. NCBI's taxonomy places the organism in Eukaryota, Metazoa, Chordata, Mammalia, Primates, Hominidae. Bases 4222 to 5139 code for a protein of 305 amino acids. The record is from RefSeq and is a predicted model, not a curated record. The transcript is spliced from 4 exons.
GUUGCGGUGAGCCGAGAUUGCACCAUUGCACUCCAGCCUGGGCAGCAAGAGUGAAACUCCGUCUCAAAAAAAAAAAAAAAACAAAAAAGAAGAUUGAUCAACUGGGAGAAGAUAUUUGCCGUUUACCAUAUUUAUAACCCCUAGAAGCUAAUGUCUAGACAGGAACCCUGAAAAUCAACAGAAGAGGGCAGGAGAUCCAGUGGAGAAGUGGGCAAAGCAUAGGAAAGGACCACCCACAGAUGGCUAGUGAGGACGCGAAAAGACCUUCAACCUUAUUUUUAAUCAGAGUUAAGCAAUGAAAACAAAACGCCCCUGGUUUUUGAAGAGAAUGGAAACACCUGCAGUCUUACUGAUAUGUUACAUUUAGCGCGUGGUAUUUAGUGAGAGGCAUGAGCAGCUGUGAGAGGCGUGAGCAGCUAUGUGCUUACCUGCGGCAUACAGUGGGAGUCGUUACGUGACUUCUGCCUUUCAAGCACAUACAGUGUAAUGGGGUCCAUCCAUCACACAAAUAUACUAGCUCUGUACACAGCCUUGAGGAGGAGCAAUAUUUUUGGUUGUUGUAAACUGCAUUUUUUUUUUUUUUUGGUAUGGCCUUUUGAUUCUGGGAAGCACAUUCAUUCUAUGGCUAUUGCCUUUUUAGAUCAUGAAAGCAUCAUUCCAUAUUGAUGAAGAAGAUGUAGAUAUGGCACUGAUCAACACCUCAGUCGCCUUCCUUCCAAAACAGAUACUUCUCAAGAAAUCUGGGGCCGGGAGUGGUGGCUCAUGCCUGUAAUUCCAGCACUUUGGGAGGCCAAGGUGGGCAGAUCACAAGGUCAGGAGAUGGAGACCAUCCUGGUUAACACAGUGAAAACCCAUCUCUACUAAAAAUACAAAAAAUUAGCCGGGUGUGGUGGCGGGUGCCUGUAGUCCCAGCUACUCGGGAGGCUGAGGCAGGAGGAUGGCGUGAACUCAGGAGGCAGAGCUUGCAGUGAGCUGAGAUCGUGCCACUGCACUCCAACCUGGGCAACAGAAUGAGACUCUAUCGCAAAAAAAAAGGAAAAGAAAUCUGUUCUCCCAGGCUCCCCAUUUCAGCAUCCCACUCAUUGAUCAUUGAAAACUCAUUCGCUAGGUUCACCACUCCUGGGUGUUAUGCUGAGGAAUGAGGAUAUUCAUCAUGGUGGAUUAUAUGGCAGCAAAGAGCUCAAAAAAGGGUGAUGGAUGUGGGAAAUGGGGGGCAGGAAUCUAGUGGAACACACUUCAGUGGCCAGAAAUAAUGCAUUGUAUUUUCAUGUAGCAAUACAUGCCAAAAGCACCAGAUUUGCUUAAAAGGCAAGAAACAGAACAGAAUUUAUAACCAUCAUGAAUUUAAAUAACAUACACAAGGCUGGACGCAGUGGCUCACGUCUGUAAUCCCAGCACUUUGGGAGGGCCAGGCAGGUGGAUUACUUGAGUCCAGGAGUUCGAGACCAGCCUGGGCAACGUGGUGAAACCCUAUCUCUACAAAAAAUACAAAAAUUAGCCAGGUGUGGAGUGUGCGACUGUAGUCCCAGCUACUUGGGAGGCUGAGGCAGAAGGAUCGUUUGAGCCCGGGAUGUGGAGGUUGCAGUGAGCUGAGAUUGCACCGUUGCACUCUAUCUCCAGCUUGGGUGACAGAGCAAGACCUGUCUCAAAAACAAAACCAAAACCAAAUACAUACACAUUGAAAAAUGCUACAUAUUUGUCAUGAUUAUAUGCAAAUGUUUGUAAAUAACUUAUGGAAGAUGAAUUGGAAAGAUACCUGCAAGGAUGGAUGCCUAUGGGUGGAGAGGAUGAUGGGACUUGGGAUAAUGAAGGAGAAAAAAGUUAAAUAAAAAUGUCUAUAUAGGAUUCAUUAGCUGAGGAUUGUGAUCUAUAAAAUUCUCAGCACAUAUAUGAUGCAUGCAUAUAUAUAUAUAUGUAUAUAUAUAUUUUUUGAGAUGGAGUCUCACUCUGGUUGCCCAGGCUGGAGUGCAGUGGCGCGAUCUUGGCUCACUGCAACCUCUGCCUCCUGGGUUCAAGCGAUUCUUCUCCCUCAGCCUCCUGAGUAGCUGGGAUUACAGGCGUGCCCCACCAUGCCCAGCUAUUUUUUUUGUUAGUUUUAGUAGAGAUUGGGUUUCACCAUGUUGGUCAGGCUGGUCUCAAACUUCCGACCUCAGGUGAUCUGUGCGCCUCGGCCUCCCAAAGUGCUGGGAUUACAGGUAUGAUCCACGGCACCCAGCCAGGCCUUUGUUUUUAUUUUGCCUACUAUUAGUAUAGCUUUCUUUGCAUGUUAUGUCUUUUUCUAUCCCCCCCUUCUUUUUUUUUUUUUACAGUUUUGAAUCCUUAUGUUUUAGAUGCAACUUUUGACUUUACAUAUAGUUAUACAUUUUUAAAGAAAACUUGUCUAGCAAUCUUUAUAUGAAAACUAGAGCAUUUUGUCCAUUUACUUGUGAAAUAAUUACUGAAAUAUUUGGGUUUAAAACCUAUGUUCUUAGUCUGAAUUUUCUAUUGCAUCACCUGAUCUAUAUUUCUUUUUCUCUUCUGUUCUUUUUGAUUAGUGCUUUUUUAUUCUAGUUUUUUAUGUAAUUGUUUGACUGUCAUACAUGACUUUGGUUAGGAGUCUUGGAUCUUCUUUGCUUCUUUUCAAUUUUUGUCAUUGUCUCUUGAAUCCUUUUUAGUUCUUCAUUUCUUUUUGGUUUUUAAAAUUUAUUGUACUUUUUUACUCAUACGUUUGUCCCACUUUAGACUUUAUUUCUAGAGUGAUUUCUUUAACUCUAAUUUUCUCUUGAGUGAUGUCCCUUCAUUUAGCAAUUCUUCUAUUUAUGACUUUUGUUGUUCAUUUAUGUCUCUUUUUUUGAGAUGGGGUUUCACUCUGUUGCCCAGGCUGGAGUGCAGUGGCAGGAUCAUAGCUCACUGCAGCCUCAACCUCCCAGGCUCAAGCAAUCCUCCCGCCUCAACUUCCCUAGCAGCUGGGAUUAAAGACACACACCACCAUACCCACUUAGUUUUUAAAAUGUUUUGUAGAGGUGGGGGGGUCUCACUAUGUUGCCCAGGCUGGUUUUGAACUCCUGGCCUCAAGUGAUCCUCCUGCCUCACCUCCCAAAGUGCUGGGAUUACAGGUGUGAGCCACCGCGCCCGGCCUUAUUUAUGUCUGGUGUCAUUUCCUUUCAUUGUUCAUUAGCUCCUUUGGAAACAGUAGGCUACCACUGUGAUCUGUUUCACGGCAGGCUUCCUAGCUUUCUUCCAUUGCCUCUAGGGACUUACCGAGGGCCCUUGCACCCACUCACCACUAGAGGGAGGAAAACCUUCCCCAUUUCAGGAGCCAAAUCCAAAAUUCAUGCUGCGCUUUUCCAGCACACACCUGUUGGCUCUUUUGAGGUUCCCCUGUUUUCGUCUCUGUUAGAUGUUUCUUCGCUUUCUCCUGCACAGGCACUGAAACCCUGGGGGACUGUGGCUCUUGGAAAUUUAUCCCCACCUUCUUGUACUUUUAGGUUCACCUGCUUUUUCUUAAGACACCAUCUCACUUUAUAUUGCCCAGGCUGGAGUUCAGUGGUGCGAUCACAGCUCACUGCAGCCUCAGACUCCUAGGCUCAAGCCAUCCUCCUGCCUCAGUCUCCCAAGUAGCUGGGGCUGCAGGUUUUUGCUACCAUGCCUGGCUUACCUGGUUUUGUUAUAAGUCUCCAGCAUGCAUUUUUGGUUUUGUUACCGAGUUGCUCGGUGUCCUGUGGGCUGUGGGAAUGUACAGGGCCCAAAUGUAAUGAACUCUGCGUUCAUGUCUGCUGCCACCUUCUGGAGUUUCCCAGUUUGGAUUUUUGAGUAAACUGUCUUAAGCAGCAUUUCCUUUUAAUGUCGCGAAACUAACGAUAGCCAUGUCCCCUAGCAAGAUGCACCUUUGACACACUUUUAUUCCCUCUCCUAAAUGUGGCUGAAUUAAUCUAAGCCUUUAUUUCUAGAUUAUUUCAUUUUUCCUUACAUUGCAUCUCUUUUCUCUCAGAAAUUUGUCCUGGAAAUUCCCACUCUGCUCUUCCCCGGCAUUAUCAGCCGUCGCUUAGAUCUAUGGAGACAACAGGAAGGAAAGAGACCUUCCUCGUCACACUUGGGCCGCAGGAGAACAGGCAGCGGCCCAGGAGGAUCCAGGGUCCUGAUGGUGGUUGAGAAGCUGGUUCUUAGUGAUCACUCAGAAACGUCGGCCUGGCCUUGUGGGGUCAGACCUUGCAUCUCAGUCAGCCCAGGGAGAAGAAGAAGAUGGUCCACACCCAAGUGCAGGGAACAUCGUGGCAGCCAGCUGGGUGCCUGCGUCCAGGCAAGGACACCUCCCGCAUCAGGGAAACACACGUUUCUGGAGUGAGGAGGCUGAAGGCAGGGCCCAGAGGAGAGCCGAGCCAUGGAAGGAGGCGUGUGCAUGGAUGGAGAAACCUGAAGGUCUGGAUCCAGAGCCUCAGAUCUUACACUGGCAGCACACAGGGACACAGCAGCUGGACUGGCAGCAGCGGGGCUUGCAGCAGCUGGACUGGCAGCAGGAUGAUCCACAGCCUGAGGAGCAGCAACAGGGCUUACAGCAACUGCACUGGGAGCAGCCACAGGAGCCACAGCCCCCCUUGGAACCCCCACAGGAGCCACAGCCCCCCUUGGAACCCCCACAGGAGCCACAGGCCCCCUUGGAACCCCCACAGGAGACACAGCCCCCCUUGGAGCCCCCACAAGAGCCACAGCCCCCCUUGGAGCCCCCACAGGAGCCACAGCUGGGGCAGGAACAGGCUGGCACCCAGGAGCACACGGGCUUGCAGCAGCAGACAGGCACAUAACAGCUGGAGCCACAUCCCCCACAGCUGGAGCCGCAGCCCCCACAGCCGGAGCCACAGCCCCCACAGCCGGAGCCACAGCCUCCGGAGCAGCCACAGCAGCCCAUGGUUCUGGUGGAUUGAGGGUGGAGCAGGUAGAGGAGCAGGCAUGACUGCAGAGGGAGCUGAACCGACAUUUCUGAAGGAAGACGUGCAAAUGACCAAUGAGAGCUUGAAGAAAUUCUCAGCAUCAUUCAUCAUCAAAGACACACAAGUCAAAACCACAACGAGGUGUCCUCUCAUCCCACAGAAUGGCCACGAUCAAAAAGGCAAAAAUAAAUCCUGCAGAGGAAGUGAAGAAAGGGAACUCGCAUGCUGUUAGUGGGAAGUUGUACAACCACUAAGGAAAAUGGUUUGGAGGUUCCUCAAAAAGCUCAAAAUAGAGCUAACCCAGCAAUCUGUCAUGAUAUUUUGAUACACGUAUACAAUGUGUAGAGAUCAUUCAGAGUGAACAGUAUAUCAUCUCCUCAAACAUUUAUCAUUUCUUUGUGUUGGGAACACUCAAUAUCUUCUCCUCUAGCUAUCUGCAAAUGUGCAAUAAAUUAUCGUUAACCCCAGUCAUCAUACAGUGCUACAGAACACUAUGGCUUAUUCCCCCUGUGUGGCUGUAGUUUUGUAUAUGUGAACCAGGCUCUCCCCUUUCCCUCCUCCCCACCCCUUCCCAGCCCCUGCUUACCACCCUUCUACUCUCUACUCCUGAGAUCAACUUCUUUAGCUUGCACCGGUGAGUGAGAUCAUGCAGUUCAUCUUUCUGUGCCUGGCUUAUUUCAUUUAACAUAAUGUCUUCCAAGCUCACCUGUAUUGUCACAUAUGGCAGAAUUUUGGUCUGUUUUAGGGUUAAAUAGAAUUCCACUGUGUGUAUACACCAUCUUUUCUUUUCCAUUACUUUUCCAUUCAUCUGUUGACAAGCACUUAGGUGCUUUCAUAUCGUGGCUAUUGUGAGCAGUGCUGCAAUAAACAUGGGGUGCAGAUGUCUCUUCAACACACUGAUUUAUUUUCCUUUGGAUACACACCCCAUAGAGAUCGCGCCACAGCACUCCAGCCUGGGCGACAGAGCGAGGCUCUGUCUCAAAAAAAAAAAAAAAUCCUAGAAGAAAAGUUAGGAAAUUUCCUUCAUGAUAUCAGCCUCGGAAAAAAAAAGUAUGGCUAAGUCCUCAUAAGCAAUUGCUACAAAAACAAAAAUUGACAAGCGGGACCUAAUUAAACUGAAGAGCUUCUGCACAGUAAGAGAAACUAACAGGGAGUCAACACUCAACCUACAAAAUGGGUGAAAAUAUUCACAUGCUGUGCAUUUGACAAAAGUCUAAUAUCUGCAAUCUACAAGGAACUUAAACAAAUCAACAAGCAAAAGACAAAUAACUUCAUUAAGAAGUGAGUAAAGGAUAUGAACAGACACUUCUCAAAAGAAGACAUGCACAUGGCCAACAGCUAUAUGAAAAAAUGCUCCACAUCACUAACUAUUAGGGGAAUGUAAAUCAAAACCACCACGAGAUACCAUCUCAUAUCAGUCAGAAUGGCUUUUGAUAAAAAGUAAAAAACAACACAAAACAAAAAAACCUAAAAUCAGAUGCUGGCAAAGCUUGAGAGAAAAGGGAACACUUGUACACUGUCGGUGGGAAUGUAAAUGAAUUCAGCCACCACGGAGAGCAGUUUGGAGAUUUCUCAAAGAGCUAAGAAUUGAACUACUAUUUGACCCAGCAAUCUCAUUAUUGGGUAUAUACCCAAAGGGAAAUAUAUCAAUCUACCAAAAAGACACAUGCAUCUAUAUGUUAAUUGCAGUGCUAUUCACAGAAGCAAAGAUGUGGAAUCAACCCAGGUGCCCAUCAAUGGUGGAUUGGAUAAAGAAAAAGUGGUACAUAUACACCAUGGAAUACUACACAGCUACAAAAAAGAAUGAAGUCAUAUCUUUUGCAGCAAUAUGGAUGAAGCUGGAGGCCAUUAUCCUAAGAGAACUAAUGCAGAAGCAGAAAACCAAAUACCACAUAUUCUCACUUAUAAGUGAGAGCUAAACUUUGAGUCCACAUGGACAUAAAGAUGAAAACCAUAGACACUGGGGAACAACAGGAGGGAGGAAUGGAGGGAGGGGGCAAGGGCUGAAUACUGGGGAACAAGAGGAGAGAGCAAGGGGGCAAGGACUGAAAAGCUACUGGGUACUACAGUCACUAUUUUGGUGAUGGAUUCAUUCAUACUCCAAACCUCAGCAUCACACAAUAUACCCAUGUGACAAACCUGCACAUGUACUGCCUGAUUCUAAAAUAAAAGUUGAAGAAAAAGUUCUUUAUAUACUCUAGAUACUAGAUGCUUAUCAGAUAUCUGAUUUGUAAAUCUUUUCUUCCUUUAUUAUGUAGACUGUUCUUUCACUUUGUUGAUAGCGUCCUUUGGUGCAAAAAUAUUUAACUUUUGAUGGCAUCCAAUGUAUUUGUAUUUCUCUUUUGUUGCUGGUGCUUUUGGUGUCCUAUCUAUGAAUCCACACCGAAUCCAAGGUCAUGUUUUCUUUUAAUAGUUUUAUAGAUUUGACUCUUAAAUGUAGGCCUUUUGACCCAUUUUAAAUUAAUUAGUGUAUGUGGUGUGAAGUAGGGGUCCAGCUCAUUCCUGUGCAUGUGGAUGUCUAGUUUCCCAGCACCAUUUGUUGAAGUACUGCUCUUCCUCCAUUGAAUGAUCUGGCACCCUGUCAAAAAUCAGUUGGUCAUCUACAUGAGGGUUUAUUUCUGGCUCUCAAUUCUAUUCCACUGGUUUAUACAUUUAUUCUAACAACAGUGCUAAACUGCCCUGAUGACUGCAGCUUUGUAGUAAGUUUUCAAAUUGGCAAGUGUGAGCCCUCCAACAUUGUUCUUCUUUUUAACCUUGUUUUAGCUAUUCCGGGUCCCUUGAGAUUCCACAUGAACUUUAAAAUCAGCCUGUGAAUUUCUACAAAGAAGCCGGCUGCUUUCCUGAUAGAGAUUGCAUAGACUCUGCAGAUCAAUUUUGGAGGUAUUGCCAUCUGAAAAAUGUUAAGUCUCCUGAUACAUGAACAUCAGUCUGCUUUUGGGCUGCCAUAACAAAAUACCACGGAUUUGGUGGCCCAACAACAGGCAUUUAUUUUCUCACAAUUCAGAAGUCCAAGAUCGGGUGCAAGCAACUUUAGUUUCUGGUGAGGGCUCUCUCUUUGGGUUGCAGAUGGCCGCUUUCCCACUCUUUGCUCACAUGGCCUUUCCUUUGUGUGUGGAGAGAGAAAGAGAUGGAGGGAGGAAGAGAGAGAGAGAGAGAAAGAGAGAGCGAGACAGAGGCAAAUGCUCCCUGGUGUCUCUUCUUAUGAAGAUGCAAAUCCUAUGGAAGCCCUUAUGACCUUAUGUAACCUUAAUUUCUUCCUUGGAGAACUCGUCUCCAUAUACAACCACAAUGGGAGUGAUGGAUUCAACAUAUGAAUUUGAAAGAACAUGAAUAUUCAGUCCACAACAAAUCUGGGAUGUUUUAGAUCUUCUUUAGUUUCUUUCAACAGUGUUUUGUCACUUUCAGAGUUGCAAGUGAGUAGAAAUACAAUUGAUUUUUAUAUAUUGGUCCUGUAUUCUGAAAACUUGCUGGAUUCAUUUAUUAGUUCUAUAAUCUAUAAAACACUGGCCGAGCACGAUGGCUCAUGCCUAUAAUCCCAGCAAUUUGGGAGCCCAAGGCAGGUGGAUCACAUGAGGCCAAGAGUUCAAGACCAGCCAGGCCAACAUGGUGAAACCUCAUCUCUACUAAAAAUAUAAAAACUAGCUGGGCAUGGUGGUGCAUGCCUGUAAUCACAGCUACUUGGGAGGCUGAGGUGGGAGAAUUGCUUGAACCAAGGAGGCAGAGGUUGUAGUAAGCUGACAUUGUGCCACUGCACUCCAACAACCGAGCGAGACCCUGUCUCAAAAAAAAAUCUAUAAAACAUUAGUAGCUCUUACAAAUUGACAAGUAGAAUACAAACAACCAAGUUUUGAAAAAGAUGAUUCUCUGAUAAACAAAUGGAAAUGUGCAAUUAAAAAUAUAAAAAGUAAAUCAGACUCACUGGUAGUCAGAUACACGGGAUCUUUUCUGUGGAGUCCUAAUGAUGGAAAAGGAGCCAGGUUGGUUGGACCAAGGGAAAGCAAAAAGAGAAGGCAGAUGAACUACAAGUCUGCCUUUCUUCAUGGUUCAGGACUUAGCCCUCCUAUGCAAAUAACUCACAUAACUCACAAUCUUCCUGCACUCAACUUAUGACCUCAGUUGAUAGAAAAAUGCAAAUUAGCUCACUGAAACCUUGGCAUUAUCAGCACUGCAUGUAACCCUCUCCGGCACAAGCACCAUCCUAUAAAAUCCCCAGCAAGCCUUUGUCUCCUGGCAGCCAGCUCCUCCCUUGCUGACCUGCCCUUUCCAUUCUUGCAACGUAUUUUCCUACAUUCUCUAAUAAAUCUGCCUUUCCUUACCUACAGUCUUGGUAAAUUCCUUUUCUGCCCACGCUAGUGGACUCAGUUAGUGGCUACCUGCAAUAUUUUAUAUCUACUAGACUGACAAAAAUUAACAAGAAUAAUAACACCUAUUGCUAGUGAAAUUGGGGGAAAAGGUACUCAUACAUUGUUCUGGGGAUAUAAUUUAUUAUAGUUUUUUGAAAAUAAUAUCUAAUAAAAUUAGGUAAUAUCAAUACAAUUAGUCUUGAAAUUACUGAAAAAAGAUUAAAUGUAAACAUAUUCAUGUAUACAUAUAUGGGUAUGAUCUAUUAUUUACAGUGUCAGAAAAAGAAUCCUAGCAAAUUGAAAAUUAAUACUAAAAGUCAUACCCACUAAAAAAUUAGAUUACACCUGUACCAGUGGACUUGGAGAAAUUUCCUCAAGGCUCUGGCUAGUGUGAAAUGUAGAUGCAGAGAAAUGAGCCCUGUAGGAUCCUCUUUUAGUAGCAAGCAAUAAAAAUAUUUUUUACACAUAUGUUGAGUGUGUGCCUGGGGUACAUAGGACAGUGGCUGGGUAGAGUGGGGAAGGUGUGUAGGAAUCAACAAAAAGAAAAUGACAGUGAAAAGUGAGUCCAGUAUGUGUGAUCCUACUUGUGGAAAAACUCCACAUAUAUGAAUAUGCAUGUUCGUAAAGAAACAUAGACUUAUAUCCAGAUCUACUUCCUAGGAGAGGCAACCAUGAUACAGGUUUUAGUGAAAAAAAUUAAGUUGCAAAGAAAUGUGGAUAAUAAAAUCCUAAUUGGUAGCAAUACCCAAUUGUGUAUGCGCAUCUAUUUUUUAUACAUUGUAUGUGCAAGUAGGAGGGUUGGGUGGGGGUGCCUGUGGGGCCCGGCACUGGGGGUGGCUUUUAUUGUUUUUUAAUUGUGUAUAUUUAAGACAUACAAUUCGAUGAUCUCAUAUAUGUCUACAUUGUGAAAUAAUCACCACAGUCAAGAUAAUUAAGAUAUCCACCACUUCACAUAGCUCUCUCUCUCUCUCUCUUUUCUUGGUGGUGACAACAUUUAGGAUCUACCCUCUCAGUAUGUUUUAAGUACAUAAUAAACACCAUGUUGUUACCUGUGGUCACUUUGCUAUGCAUUGGGUCUCCAAGCCUUAUUCAUCUUGCAGAACUGAAGCUUUGGACCCCUGGGCCAGCACCUCCUCAUUUCCCCUUUCCCUGCCUCUGGUUCCCAUGCUUGCACUCUGUGCUUCUGUGAGUUUCACUCCUGUAGACUCCAUGUGUGAGGGAGAGCGUGUGAUGUCUGUCUUUCUGUGUCUGCCUCUUUUCACCCUGUGUAAUGUCCUCCAGAUUCGUAUAUGUUGUUGUAAGUAACCAGAUCUCCUUCUUUUGAAAGCUGAAGAAUAUUCCAUAUAUACACGUAGAGAUGUAUGUAUAUAUUCCACAUUUUGAAAAAGUCAAAUACAUAGAAACAUAGAAUAGAACAGUGGUUACCAGGGUCUGGAGGAAGAAGGAAAGGGGGAGGAGGAGGUCAAGGGCUUGCAGUUGUGUAGGAGAGGGAGCCGAGCAGUCCAGUGCACAGUGCAAGGACUACAGGUGACAGUCAGGUGUUGUGUGUGGCAGGUGUGCUGAGAGAAGACUCCAGGUGCUCCUACCACACACACAUACACACACACUAACAUCGUACACACAUACUUACCCUCAUACACACACAUACACACACACACUCACCCUCAUACACAUACAUACAUACACACAGUCUCACACACAAUUAAAAACACACCUUACACACACUCAUACACACAUAAUCAUACAAACACACACACUCAUACACAUGCAUACACACUCAUACACA